AUGACCCAGCAUCCGACCCGUGUGCUCUUCUUGGCCAACAGCGAACAUGGCCAAACGAACAUUAUCCUGGCCAUCACGCAUGAGCUCCUCGUCCAGGGCGACGUCGAGGUCCAUAUCGGCUCGUUUCCCGUCCUCGAGCGACGGGUGGAGAAGCUUCUGGCAGACAAUGCAUCUGCUUAUGACGACGCCUUCCGGUCGCGCAUUCACUUCCACCCUGUGAGGGGCCCAUCCAACACGGACGUCUUCAUCCGCACCGGCAAGCGCGGGGCGUUUCACCCCCCGGGCUACCAUGGCGCCGUCCUGGGCUUCCAGUCCCUGUGCGAGGACAUCUGGGGCUGGACCGAGGACGAGUACGUCGACAUCUACGAGAGUUGUGUCGACAUCAUCCACGAGGUGAAGCCGUCGGCCAUCGCCAUCGACUUCUUCUUCCUGCAGGGCCGCGAUGCUGCCUACAACACCGGCCACACGGCCAUCCUCAUCAACACCACCUCCCUGAGCCACAUCGUCCUGGGUAUGCAGCCCUACUCCGCCGCCCUGUGGAAAUACCCACUACCGGGCACCGGGUUCCCCUACCCGAUCCCCCUGCAUCUCAUCCCCUUCAACACCCUCGCCGUCCUCAAGACGGCCAAGAUGUACCAUGGCAGCGGCCGUCGUCGGGAGAUCCGCGAAUGGCGCAUCAAGCACAAGAUCCACGGGCGGUUCCCCUUCGCAGACGCCUGGCGACCGGACCGGUUCCACAUCUCGCCGGGGCUGAAGGAGCUGGAUUGGCCGUUCAGCAACGUGCCCGACAACAUCCUGCCGGCGGGGCCCAUCCUGCUACCCACAGCGUCCGUCGAGAAGCAAGACCCCGAGAUGGCGCGCUGGCUGGGCCGCGCGCCCACCAUUCUGGUCAACCUGGGCACGCUGUACGCGCCCGACCCCAGGGUGGCCGAGGAGAUUGCCACGGGCCUGAAGGGCUUCCUCGACGGGUGGAGGGGCGUCAAGAUCCAGAUCCUCUGGAAGCUGCCCCUGCAUCCGCACGACGAGGGCGAUAUCUACGCCCACGCCAUCAAGCCGCUCAAGCAGGAGACCGACGAGGGGAGCGUCAUCAUCCGUCCCUGGUUUGAAGUCGAGCCCAUGGCUAUGCUGCAGACGGGGAAUAUCGUCUGCUCCGUCCACCACGGCGGUGCUAACUCGUGGUAUGAGGCUAUCCAAAACGGCGUCCCCCAUGUCGUCCUCCCCGCCUGGCAAGACUGCUACGAGAACUCCGCACGGGCCGAAUGGCUAGGAAUCGGCGUGUACGGCAACAAGAGCCGAGCGCCAAACAUCAGCUCGCGCGAACUCAGCAAAGCCCUGCUGACGGUGAUGAACAACCCGUCCUACAAGGCCAAAGCCACGGAGAUCGCCAAGCUCUGCCGCAAAGAAGGGCGCAUCACGGCGGCCGAGAAAAUCGCCGAAUUGGCACGCAACCCCGAAAAAGCGACGGCGAUCCACAUCCCCACCGUCUUGAAAGAAGACCUGCCCCCUCUCUACACCCUGACGAACCGCGCCGGGCAAGAACUCACCACGGCCCAGCAGCCCCGGACAGAGGGGAAAGCCGCACGACGAAUCUCCCUCCUGACCGACAUCGCGCAAACGACGCUGAUGACCCUCCUCUGCAACACGUGGUUCCUGCUUCCGGUGAUGGGAUACUCGCUGCUUCUGGUCCCUCGACUCCGGCUGCUCGCACUGCUCUACAUCCUGUACAUCAGGUACGUCUCGACGGCACAUAAGUCGGGGACGCUGCCGCUCCGCAACGACGCGUUCCGGACAAGCUGGAUCUGGAAAUCCUUCGCCGCGUACUUCCCCCUCGCCCUCUACCGGAGCGCUCCCCUCUCGCCUCGCCGGAAAUACAUCUUCGGCUACCAUCCGCACGGCAUCGCGCUGCGGGGCGCGGUGGGCGCCUUCGCGGCCGAUUCGGUCAAUUUCUCCGCGCUUUUCCCCGGGAUCACGAAUACCCUGCUCAUGAAGGAUACGUUCUUCUAUCAGCCGCUGCAGCGGGAGUAUCUCCUCUCGCUGGGCGCGAGCGGCGUGUCCCGCUCGUCGUGCCUGAAGCAUCUGACGCGGGGCGGACACGACGAGCGGGGCAUGGGCCGCUCGAUCACGAUCACCGUGGGCGGAAGCCGCGAGUAUAACGUCGCGCGGCCGGGGACGAUGGGCGUGGUGGUCAAGAUUCGCAAGGGGUUUGUGCGGAUUGCGGUGGAGACGGGCGCGGAUCUGGUGCCUGUGGUGGCGUUUGGGGAGAACGAGCUGUUUGAUGUCGUUGAUCCGCGGUCGAGUAGUGUCGGGGGUCUGGUGGCGAGGGUGUGGGAGGGGGUCGUGGGCCAUAGGGUUGCGUUUUCCAGGGGCAGAUGGGGCAUCUUCUGCCCGUGGAGACGGCCGCUGAAUGUCGUCGUGGGGAGGCCCAUCGAGGUGCAGCAGCAGAGGUGGGAGCCCGAUGAGAAAUAUAUCGAUCAGGUCCAUGCCGAGUAUGUCCAGGCGUUGGGCGAGUUGUGGGAGGAGUGGAGGGAUACGUUUGGCGUGGAGAGGGAUGUGAGGUUUGAGGUGGUUGAGUGA
Molecule: messenger RNA, 2574 nt
Organism: Aspergillus heteromorphus CBS 117.55
Lineage: Eukaryota; Fungi; Ascomycota; Eurotiomycetes; Eurotiales; Aspergillaceae
Product: Diacylglycerol acyltransferase family
Exons: 3
Coding region: 1-2574 (857 amino acids)
Biological process (GO): triglyceride biosynthetic process
Cellular component (GO): endoplasmic reticulum membrane
Molecular function (GO): diacylglycerol O-acyltransferase activity; UDP-glycosyltransferase activity
Source: RefSeq, a predicted model, not a curated record